Molecule: messenger RNA, 2641 nt
Organism: Girardinichthys multiradiatus
Lineage: Eukaryota; Metazoa; Chordata; Actinopteri; Cyprinodontiformes; Goodeidae
Product: SHC-transforming protein 4-like
Exons: 14
Coding region: 283-1998 (571 amino acids)
Biological process (GO): cell surface receptor protein tyrosine kinase signaling pathway; intracellular signal transduction
Cellular component (GO): plasma membrane
Molecular function (GO): receptor tyrosine kinase binding
Source: RefSeq, a predicted model, not a curated record
UGUCAAUGUCUCCUCUGGUUCAUUCAAACAUUCAUCUGCAUGCGCCAUCAUAGAGAGAGAAAGAACAGUUAGAGCCUCUCAUUCAUAAAAAAGUAUGUUCAUUCAUAAAAGCUGCACAGUUCGCCCAUGCGUCAGAUAGAAAACACUGAUUUUGUGAAGCAGAGCUGGAAGCUGGUUAACUGACGGAGAAGGGUUCAGGUCAGUGAGGAGGUUUGAGCAUUUACACGGCAUGACUGGAGUGGAGCAGACAGGAUUUUGAGCUACACAGGAAAGCCCAGUCCUAUGCAGUUUUCCAGUGCCUUGAUUAUGCGAGAGCAAACCAUACCCAUUUUCAAAUCACAGACAAGACUCCUACCAGGUAUGCUGAAACGCACCAAAUACAGCCGACUGCGUAACGAUUCCUUGACAUCUUUGGAGGAUCACCCUGAAAGAAUUUCACCCUCGAAGAGGGACCUAUGCUUAGACCCUGAUUUUGCUCAGCUUGAUCCUGGGACACCAUCUCACCAUGGAUCAUCUACCCUGAGGAACUUUAUCCCCCACGUGGCCAAUAUCUGUCUGCAAAGUCCUAAUUGCUUGCGAAAAGGCCAAAGGGGACAAGCAAAAACAAACAUAGACAGAACUGAUCAUAAACAGGAUGACAGACCUCUGUCUAGAACAGAUUUGGGCUGUUCCCUUGGUGUGUCCUUCAGCAGUGGACCAAACCUGAUUCACCCGGCUCUCCUCUCCACAAAGCGCCCCAUCACACUGCACCGGAUGGCCAGCCUCCCCUGCACUUCAUGCUUACAUCAAAGCGAUGGGCUUUGCUGCUUGGAGGCAGUAGAUGACUGUGCAGUGGUGAGGACAUCAAACAGAGCGGCUCACCAUCAUGUGAAGUACAUGGGUAGCGUGGAAGUGAUCCAAUCCAUGAGGACACUCGACUUUGAUACAAGAAUGCAAGUCACACGGGAGGCAAUUAGCAGACUGUGUGAGAGGACUUCAGUGAAAUCCUUGCUGAACAGUAAGAGGUCUCCGUGUAAAGGAGUGUCUGCUGUUCUGGGUCAGAUCAACAUGCAGUUUUCUGGGAACAGAGCCAUCCUCACAGUCUACGCAGACAGUUUGACUCUGAUCACAGCCUCCACUUUACAGAGGAUUGUCAACCAUCCCAUGCAGGCCAUUUCAUUUGCCUCUGGAGGAGACCCAGACAUGGCAGAUUAUAUUGCCUAUGUUGCAAAGGAUUUCAACAAUAAGAGAGCGUGCCACAUUAUGGAGUGUCCCCAGGGUCGGGCCAGUGAGGUUAUCAGCACCAUCGGUCAGGCCUUUGAGACUCGUUUCCGGCAGCUUCUCAGCCAGACAUCAGUGCUCCUCUCCCCAAGGUCUAUGGUUAGGAUCUGUCCCAAAUGUAGUCCUAAAGAGACAUCAAUGGACCAAUUGACCAAGCAGAAGGAUGAGGUCACUGAGCAGCCAGAGUACUAUAAUGUCAUCACAGGAAAAACCUUUUUCCCGCUGGAUGGAGGACAAGAGGACAAGCAGGUGACAAAGGAAGAGAAGAAAUGGGAGCCUGAUAUUCAGGAGGUCUGUCUGUCUCCGCCUUUUUCACUGUAUGAGAACUACUCCGUCAGAGAAGAAACGUCAGCUCCAUCUGCAGACUCAGUGCAGUGUGAGGACAGUGGUGAACGAUGCACUCCCCUCUUUAAGGCCCCAGUCCACAACUUAAUUCACCAAGAAGGGUGGUUUCAUGGCAGGCUGGGCAGAGAACAGGCGGAGUCUCUCCUCACCUGCAGCGGGGAUUUCCUGGUCAGAGAGAGCAGCUCAGCCUCUGGUCAGUACGUCCUUAGUGGGAUGGAGGGGGCCACUGUGCGACAUCUACUUCUGGUGGAUCCAUACGGGCAGGUACGAACACGGGACCAAGUGUUUCAGAGCGUUGGCCACCUGGUGCGAUUUCACAUGGAGAAGCAGAUGCCCAUUUUUUCAGGAAGCGGCAAGCUGUGUCUGAAGCAGCCGAUUUUACUGUCACAGUAACAAAUAGAGACUAUUACCUGUAAAUACAAGAUCUGAACCCAACAGUGAAAAAAUGCCCAUCAUCACUUUUCACAGCCUGAUAAAAUUAAAACAACCUGCGAACACGCUAUAUCUGAUUUAUAGUGAGCUCUAUUUAGUUGUAUGUCUUUUGGGGAUGUUGUAGUAAUAUUUGCAUAUUUUUGUGUGUGUAUUAUUGAUGAAGUUAUUUGGUGUCCAUUUCUUUUUCUCUGCCAUGAGUAAAUUGUCAGCUAUUCUGUCCCACAUUGAGAGCAGCUGCUGGCCUGUGGCACAUCCGGUCUCCUACAUGCAGACUUUGCUGGUCUUUACUCAAAGUUUAAGCACAAUUUCUGCUGCCGGGAGGAAAUUAACAGAACAUUGGCUGGCUUUUCCCAAUCAUUCUUUUACAUGUUACAUUUCUCUAGUGUUUCCUAUGUCUCACCUUAAAAGAAUCUCUUUGUGUUAAGAAUAUAAAAAUUCCAUGUUUAGUUUGAAUGGGAAAAUUAGCUGACAAAUGUUAAAAUACUGUUUUCUCUGAAGCAAAAAUAAAUCUCUAGUUAUUUUACAUAAUACAUUUGCAGUUUCUGAAUUAUUAAAUUAUUAACUGAGAUGAGACAAUGACUCAUUCCUCAUAAUACCUCGUUGA